UGGUAGUUCUCUUCCCACUUCCCAUCCCCUCUCUCCUCCCGUGCACAGAACAGAUCCAUCAUCUCGUUGAAAGCUUUGCCCUUUCCUUUUCAAUUUUUAUUAUUAAUUGCGAUGGACUGACCUCGGCUCCGUUUCACUUGCAAGUUUGCUUUUUUCCUUCGAUUAUCAUGUAAGUGACUGCUUUGGUUGCUAAUAAUUCAAAAAAGGACUGCUUUUUAUUGAUGAUGGUGUAGAAAGGCCGCGUUUUUCCUGCUCUUGCUAAGCUAUUUAUUGAGGAACACGAGUGACCCUUUUGAUUGCAUCAAUUUCAAUGGCGAUAGAGUCAAAGCUGUCUCGGUGUUCGGACACUGCGGAUCGGCUGAGCAUGCUGCCAGAUGAAAUCCUCAUUCGCAACAUCCUGGUGCUCUUGCCGACGGAAGAAGCAGCAAGAACUAGCAUACUGUCGCGAAGAUGGAGGUCUCUCUGGUUGUACAUCCUGGGCUUGGAUUUUAAGGCUCCAGGAAAGCCGGUUGCAUGCGGUUGUCGUGACCAAAAACAAAUCCUCCUCCACGAAGCGGCAUCUAAGUAUGCGGACCGGGUGAAUCAACUCAUUGGCGCCUACAGGGGUGGUGCAUCCACUCUACGUCAUUUCUGCAUUAGCUUUCGCUUUGAACCGACUUUUUCUGAUGAUGUCAACUCCUGGCUUGCCUUCGCACUAGGGAAGGGAACGGAGUUGCUGGAGUUCGCUGGCCGUUGGGACAGAUUCACCAAAUGCUACAAGUUUCCCUCGAUUGAGCCCCUUUUAUCUCCCAACCUCAGAUUGCUGAAAUGCCUCACCUUGAAAUAUGUUUCAAUAAGUACUGAUUCUCUGGAUCCUAUCUUGCUGAGGUGUGAGUUCCUUGAGAGACUGCACCUUCACCAUCUGCUGUCUAGAACCCAGGUCAAUGUCACUGGUCCCAUGUCAAGAUUGAAAUACAUUGAUAUAUCCCAGGACUGCUAUUCUCUGGCCUCGAUCAUUAUAUCAGCUCCUACUCCUGACCUUGUUUCCUUGAGGUACCCGAGUUGGGUGAAGAUCUCGCCGAUCGAGCAUGCACCUCAGCUUGUUGAUCUGGUCAUUGAUGGAUGCAGGAAUUUGGAGCGCAAGAAUUUCGAGCUUCUUUCUCACCCACUUUUUUGCUAUGUUUCCCAGCUGCAGGCUAUUGACCUGGACAUACCGUGUUUUAAAAAGUUAUUACAAUGGUUGCCUCAUUUUCCUGACCUAAGCGGUCUGAGGCACCUGAAAUCGACGUUAGGAGAUGAUUGCAGGGAUAUGCAGGCCCUCCAUGGAGUUAUUUCCCUGAUAAAGGCAGCCCCAUACUUGCAACACCUUACGCUAGAUGUUGAAAACCUCAGGGAAGAGGUAAUGAUAGGCGAGGAGUCUGCUGACUUGCAUCAUAAGUAUCGACGGGUGAUUGAGAUUAUACAGUUUACUGGGCGCGAGGUAGAAUUUGCAUUUGCAGCGUACCUGAUCAAGGGUCUUUUAUCACUGGAGAAGCUUAUCAUAACUCGCCGGAGUCGAUCAUCCUACUACUAUAAGUAUCGUCCUGCAAAGAUAACAUUUGAAGAGUGGAAGAGGCGUGCCUUAGAGCUCAAGAAAAUACUGCCGUUGAAGGUGGAGGUGGUUGUUACCUAAUUUACAAGGAGAGGCAUUACCAAAAAGAAUCCACUUAGGAUUUGAAAGGAAAAUAAGUUUUCUAGUUUUUUCUUUUUACAGAGAAAUUGGAAACCAUCUUUCUCCUUUCACUAAAAUCCAACAACUAUAGAAAUGGACAAAUACAUAAAACUCCUAUUAAUACAGUGACUCGUAUCGCAUUCUCGUA
Molecule: messenger RNA, 1838 nt
Organism: Punica granatum (pomegranate)
Lineage: Eukaryota; Viridiplantae; Streptophyta; Magnoliopsida; Myrtales; Lythraceae
Source: RefSeq, a predicted model, not a curated record